Messenger RNA from Heteronotia binoei (common prickly gecko), 489 nucleotides. Its product is annotated as tubulin polymerization-promoting protein family member 2-like. Gene Ontology annotation, molecular function: tubulin binding. The record is from RefSeq and is a predicted model, not a curated record. Bases 1 to 489 code for a protein of 162 amino acids. Gene Ontology annotation, biological process: microtubule bundle formation; positive regulation of protein polymerization; microtubule polymerization. NCBI's taxonomy places the organism in Eukaryota, Metazoa, Chordata, Lepidosauria, Squamata, Gekkonidae. Gene Ontology annotation, cellular component: microtubule. The transcript is spliced from 3 exons.
AUGUCAGAGCUGGAAAAGGCCUUCCUUAAAUUUGCCAAUUAUGGAAACACGUCCACCACGGGCAGUGACAUGACGGACAAGAAUUUCUCCAAGAUGUGCCAGGAGUGUGGUGUGAUGGAUGGGAAGGCCGUGAACAGUGAUGACGUGGCUAUCGCCUUCAACAAAGUCAAGGCAACAGGGGCCCGCACCAUCAACUACAUUCAGUUCUUGCAGGCCAUUAAGGUUUUGUGUGGAAAGCGGUUCAGCAGGAAAUUGUCUGAGGAUGCUUUGCAGGCAACGUUCAAGUUGCUGGAGGGCAGGGAGCCAGCCAAUGUGGAGACAACUAAAUCUGUGGCCAGAAGGGUGGAGAGACUGACAGACACCAGCGAGUACAUGAACUCUAACAUGCAACAUUUUGACAAAAGUGGAAAGGACGAUGGGGUUGCUGGGCACACAGACCUAUCUCAGAGAACCAGCAAUAUUUCGAACUACAGGGGGUCUGGCACCUAA